CUAUAUAAACAACCCCUUCACCUCUACAAAUUUCACAAAAGUGAGCCUUAACCAUCUCCAUUUUUUCUGAUACAUAUACAUACAAUGGGUGUCACCAGUUACAGUGAUGAGCACACUUCCACAAUCCCUCCAGCCAGGCUAUUCAAAGCCUUGAUUAUCGACUCACACAAUCUCGUCCCAAAACUCAUGCCAUUGGAUAUUAACAGCAUCGAAAUUACAGGUGACGGAGGAGCUGGCAGCAUCAGGCAGAUCAACUUUGCUGAAGGUAGCAAAGUGAAGUACAUCAAGAACCGUGUCGAUGAGCUCGACGAGAAGAACUUCUCAUUCAAGUAUAGCUUGAUUGAAGGUGAUGGACUAAUGGAGAAGCUUGAGAAAAUCACAUAUGAGGUUAAAUUUGAGAGCACUGCAGAUGGCGGGAGCAAAAACAAGAUGACAAGCACUUACUACACCAAGGGUGAGUUUGAGCUAAGUGAAGAGGAAGUUAAGGCUGGCAAAGAAAAGGCUUUGGCUAUGCAUAAAGUUGUGGAAGCCUAUCUUCUUCAGAAUCCGGAUGCUUAUGCUUAGUUAAACAUCUCUGUCUUGGAGAUGAGAGUUUGUUAUCAAGAAUUUAUCUGUGUUUCGGUGUGUUAAAAAGACUCUAGCUUUUAGCAUGUGUUUUGGUAUUAUUGUGUUAAUAAGGAUUGGAAUCCAUUCUUUGUAACGUAUUUUCUUCCUUGAAUGUAUCUGUAGAACAGGCAAAAGUA
This is a messenger RNA of Hibiscus syriacus, 743 nucleotides long. RefSeq names its product major allergen Pru ar 1-like. The coding region runs from base 85 to 564 and encodes 159 amino acids. Gene Ontology annotation, biological process: abscisic acid-activated signaling pathway; defense response. NCBI's taxonomy places the organism in Eukaryota, Viridiplantae, Streptophyta, Magnoliopsida, Malvales, Malvaceae. The record is from RefSeq and is a predicted model, not a curated record. Gene Ontology annotation, cellular component: cytoplasm; nucleus. The transcript is spliced from 2 exons. Gene Ontology annotation, molecular function: abscisic acid binding; protein phosphatase inhibitor activity; signaling receptor activity.